Messenger RNA from Mandrillus leucophaeus (drill), 1710 nucleotides. RefSeq names its product transmembrane protein 74B (gene TMEM74B). The transcript has 2 exons. The record is from RefSeq and is a predicted model, not a curated record. Bases 674 to 1444 code for a protein of 256 amino acids. Lineage: Eukaryota; Metazoa; Chordata; Mammalia; Primates; Cercopithecidae.
GACUGCAGAUGAAAUUAGUGACUGGUGGGGUCGUGGGGUGUGAACGGUGGGCAGGAGCAGCUGUGUCAGUUGGUGUGUUUCUGUUUCUGUUUGGGUAAUUGGGCACGGCCUUUGUGUAACUGGUGAGUAUCUCUGAACCUGUGCAUGAAACAGAGAGAUGUCCUAACUCUGGGUGAGAGGAAUCCUCUUUUUUCUCUGCCCUCUCACUGUGGCAUCCUAAGAAAAAAGUUUUGGGGUCCUGCAGCAUGAAGGAGUGCCCUGCUCCCAGAAUGUGGGAGCCCCAGAUUUCUUCCAGGUUAUGGAGGCAUCAACAUGUCAGUCUGGGAAAGGGGUUCCUGGGCCACUCCAGGAGCUGAGUUGGGUGGAAGGUGCUGAGGGUGUGGUUGGGGGCCACUUCUGAGCACCCACAUGGCACCCACUGCUGGUACCUGUUUGUGGCUGGGCACUCAGGAAAAUGUUUUUGGUGCUAAGAGUAAAAAGCCAACCAACAAACACAUCUUUUUUUUCUGUCUAUUCACUGGAAAAGUAAGAGGAGUCUGGGCCCAGGCUGGGGACCCAGAUGGAACUGAAACUUAUCCCUGCUCUCAAGGUGCUCACGGUUGCUGUUAAACAGCCAGAUAAAAUGAAGGGUCUAUGAGUGAGGGAUGCAGAGCCAGGGAAGGCUGGUGGAGUGAUGCCACCAGCACAGGGGUAUGAGUUUGCAGCUGCCAAGGGGCCAAGGGAUGAGCUGGGGCCCUCCUUCCCAAUGGCAUCUCCCCCUGGUCUGGAACUGAAGACACUGAGCAAUGGUCCUCAAGCCCCAAGGAGAUCAGCUCCCCUGGGCCCGGUGGCCCCAUCCAGGGAGGGUGUGGAGAAUGCCUGCUUCUCCUCAGAGGAGCACGAGACCCAUUUCCAGAACCCUGGGAACACGAGACUGGGCAGCUCACCCAGUCCCUCUGGGGGUGUCUCCUCACUGCCCCGAUCCCAACGGGAUGAUCUGUCCCUGCAUUCAGAGGAGGGGCCAGGCCUGGAGCCCGUGAGUCGCCCGGUGGAUUAUGGCUUUGUUUCCGCCCUUGUUUUCCUGGUGAGUGGGAUUCUUCUGGUGGUGACAGCAUACGCCAUCCCCCGUGAGGCUCGAGUCAAUCCGGACACAGUGACAGCGCGAGAGAUGGAACGACUAGAAAUGUACUACGCCCGCCUAGGCUCCCACUUGGACAAGUGCAUCAUCGCAGGCCUGGGGCUGCUCACGGUGGGCGGCAUGCUCUUGUCGGUGCUGCUCAUGGUCUCCCUGUGCAAGGGCGAGCUGUACCGCCGGAGGACCUUCGUCCCCGGCAGGGGCUCCAGGAAGACCUAUGGCUCCAUUAACCUGCGCAUGAGACAGCUCAAUGGGGAUGGGGGCCAGGCCCUGGUGGAGAAUGAAGUUGUCCAGGUCUCAGAGACUAGCCACACCCUCCAGAGGUCUUAAGUACUCCCACCUUAUCUGGCUGCUUUAGCUCCAGUGCCACAAGAUCUCCCCACACCCGCCCCCCCGCCAAGGCCUGGGGUUUCAAACUGAGCUCACAUAGGGGCUUGUGGAAGAAGUACUGGGUACUGGAGGGAGAGCUCGGGGCCCAGCCCAUGCCCCACAUGGGCAAGCAGCCCACUGGUCUGUUUUGUAGCUGAGGUUUUGCAUACGGUUUUGUUUGGAGGAUGGCUUCUGCUGCUAAAAAUACAAAAGUUUGGAAACCGCUG